GGAUGGGGCAGGCCAGCUACUUGCUCAAGCCAAAUCAGAUGCUAAUGCCUCUGUCUCUCUGUUUCAGGGCCCAACAUCUGUGCCACACGAGGUGUGAGCUCCUGCCAGCAAUGUCUGGCUGUGAGUCCCAUGUGUGCCUGGUGCUCAGAUGAGGCUCUGCUUCCGGGCUCACCCCGCUGUAACCUGAAGGAGAAUCUGCUGAAGGAUAACUGUGCCCUGGAGUCCAUUGAGUUCCCUGUCAGUGAGGCCACAAUCCUGGAGGCCAGGCCCCUCAGUGACAAGGGCUCUGGAGACAGCUCCCAGAUUACUCAAGUCAGCCCCCAGAGGAUUGCACUCCGGCUACGGCCAGAUGAUUCGAAGAACUUCUCUAUCCAAGUUCGGCAGGUGGAGGAUUACCCUGUGGACAUCUACUACUUGAUGGACCUGUCUUAUUCCAUGAAGGAUGAUCUGUGGAGCAUCCAGAACCUGGGUACCAAACUGGCCUCCCAGAUGCGUAAGCUCACUAGUAACCUGCGGAUUGGCUUCGGGGCCUUUGUGGACAAGCCUGUGUCACCAUACAUGUUCAUCUCCCCACCAGAGGCCCUCAAAAACCCCUGCUACGAUAUGAAGACCACCUGUUUGCCCAUGUUUGGCUACAAACACGUGCUGACACUAACGGACCAGUGGACCCGCUUCAAUGAGGAGGUGAAGAAGCAGAGUGUGUCACGGAACCGAGAUGCCCCGGAGGGUGGCUUUGAUGCCAUCAUGCAGGCUACAGUCUGUGAUGAGAAGAUUGGCUGGAGGAAUGAGGCAUCCCACUUGCUGGUGUUUACCACUGAUGCCAAGACCCACAUAGCGCUGGAUGGAAGGCUGGCAGGCAUUGUCCAGCCCAAUGAUGGGCAGUGUCACGUUGGCAGUGACAACCAUUACUCUGCCUCCACUACCAUGGAUUAUCCCUCUCUUGGGCUGAUGACUGAGAAGCUAUCCCAGAAAAACAUCAAUUUGAUCUUUGCAGUGACUGAAAAUGUAGUCAGUCUCUACCAGAACUACAGUGAGCUCAUCCCAGGGACCACAGUGGGGGUUCUGUCUACUAAUUCCAGCAAUGUCCUCCAGCUCAUUGUUGAUGCUUAUGGGAAAAUCCGUUCUAAAGUGGAGUUGGAAGUGCGUGACCUCCCUGAACAGUUGUCAUUAUCCUUCAAUGCCACCUGUCUCAACAACGAGGUCAUCCCAGGCCUUAAGUCUUGUGUUGGACUCAAGAUUGGAGACACGGUGAGCUUCAGCAUUGAGGCCAAGGUACGUGGCUGUCCCAAGGAGAAGGAGAAGUCCUUCACCAUCAAGCCUGUGGGUUUCAAAGACAGCCUCACUGUCACGGUCACCUUCGAUUGCGACUGUGACUGCCAAGCCCAGGCUGAGCCUUACAGCCACCGCUGCAACCAUGGCAACGGGACCUUUGAGUGUGGGGUGUGCCGCUGCGGGCCUGGCUGGCUGGGGUCCCAGUGCGAGUGCUCGGAAGAGGACUACCGCCCCUCCCAGCAGGACGAGUGCAGCCCCCGGGAGGGCCAGCCCAUCUGCAGCCAGCGGGGCGAAUGUCUCUGUGGCCAGUGUGUCUGCCACAGCAGUGACUUUGGCAAGAUCACGGGCAAGUACUGUGAGUGUGAUGACUUCUCCUGUGUCCGCUACAAGGGGGAGAUGUGCUCAGGCCACGGCCAGUGCAACUGUGGGGACUGCCUGUGUGACUCCGACUGGACCGGCUACUACUGCAACUGUACCACGCGCACCGACACCUGCAUGUCCAGCAACGGGCUGCUGUGCAGCGGGCGGGGCAAGUGCGAAUGUGGCAACUGCGUCUGCAUCCAGCCUGGCUCCUACGGGGACACCUGUGAGAAGUGUCCCACCUGCCCUGAUGCCUGCACCUUUAAGAAGGAGUGCGUGGAGUGUAAGAAGUUUAACCGGGGAGCCCUGUACGAGGAGAAUACCUGCAGCCGUUACUGUCGUGAUGACAUUGAGUCUGUGAAGGAGCUUAAGGACAGUGGAAAGGAUGCUGUGAAUUGCACCUACAAGAAUGAGGAUGACUGUGUCGUCAGAUUCCAGUACUAUGAAGACUCCAGUGGGAAGUCCAUCCUGUAUGUGGUAGAAGAGCCAGAGUGUCCCAAGGGCCCUGACAUCCUGGUGGUCCUGCUUUCAGUAAUGGGGGCCAUUCUGUUUAUUGGCCUCGCUACUCUGUUCAUCUGGAAGCUCCUCAUCACCAUCCAUGACCGAAAGGAGUUUGCUAAAUUUGAAGAAGAGAGAGCCAGAGCCAAAUGGGACACAGCCAACAACCCACUGUAUAAAGAGGCCACAUCCACCUUCACCAACAUCACCUACCGGGGCACUUAAUGACAGUCAUCCUCAGAGCACUGUCAGACUGUCCCAGGACAGUGGGUGUCUCAGCUGUCCUGUUUACAGGGAUAAUAUCUGUGGGGCAGGAUUGGGGGCUUGGAGUGGGGUGGGUUGGAAGAAUGUGGGUCUCUGUGCGUUUGUGCAUGUGAGUGUGCUGUGUGUGAGGGAGUGUGUAAUUUAAAAUUUGUGAAGUGUCCCGGAUAAGCGGAGCUCCUCAGCCUUUGUCCUCAGGACGCCCUCUUCAGGGAGUCUUCCUGCUUAACCUGAGGGUGACCUACGCAGCUGAGCAGAUAUUCUUCAUUACCUCAGUGGGAAGCCAGCUUUCCUUCUCGGGCCAUUCUCUUGAAGAGAGGGGCAGGGCCGAGGUCUCUCUUCCCAGAGAAAGGGACCUUGAUUUACCCUGUGUGUGUGGUUCUGGGGCCUGACUCUCAGCAGCUCUGGUGGAAACUGCUGGGCUUUGCAGCCUUUAUCAUCUAUACCUCUGUCUCCUCUCCCUUCCCUCAGGCUGGAGGACGAAUCAGGCAAGAGCUGAACCAUCAGAGCAGCCUGUCUUUGCUAUCAGCUCAGUCCAGCAUGGUUCUCUAAUAAGAGAAGUCCUUGCUAUGUAAUUCUUAAGUCUACUGGGAGCAAGGAUGGCAGGGCCACGCAGGGGUCACCACGCAUGGCCUGGGGGAGGGUGCCCAUGUUCCCUAGUUUGUGAUCAUAACCCUUCAGAUUCGCCUCAUUGGCAGCUCUAGAAGAAACGUGUCGCCCUUAGACCAGCACCACCUCUUUACCUCCUAGUCCACGCUCUCACUGCUGUAGACAUCUGCUACGUGGUGGGGAUUUCUCUCAUGACCGAAUGCUUUUGUCCCAGGGGGAGUGCUAUGGUUAGAGCCAGAGGUCUGCCCCACCCUUUGGGCCCUCUGCUCCUUGUCCAAGGCACCUCCACAUGUCUACCCCCGUGCUCCUAUGUGCUCCAUCCACCCGUGGGGCUGAUUGCACUUAUCUACCUCGUGGGUGUCUUGUGAAGGGAUCAUUCCCAGGGGUCUCUGAGUCUGCUGGGCCUAAGUGCCAGGCUGGAAUGAUGGGCCAGUUGUAUCAGCAUGUGUGGCCUAUUUUCCUGUGGGCUGGGCAACCUCAUUUUAACUCAGUCUUUAAUCUGAGAGGCCACAAGUGCAAUUUUGUUUUACUUUUCUCAUUGGGGCACCUGAAACUAUGAUGAGACUUGCUUAAUCUAAAGGAGCAUGUAUGUAGACACAUUUGCAUUUAUAUUUGUAAUUUUAUUUGAUGAUGAGGAAGAAGGAGAUUAAAAAAAAAACACAGAGACUUGGGCUGGAUGCAGACUCCCACUUGGCAUCAUUUAUAGCAAGUCACUGCCCAGUUGCUGGAUCUGGAAGGGUUUCUCAUCUGGAAGCCUAUGGGUAUGGACACAUGGACAUGCUGGACCUUUCCUGAGGAGGAGGAAAAUGGGCUGCUCUUUUUUUCUAGCAAAAGCAGUUGCUCCAUUGGUGUUUACAUUCAUUCAACAUUAACAACCA
Molecule: messenger RNA, 3878 nt
Organism: Vicugna pacos (alpaca)
Lineage: Eukaryota; Metazoa; Chordata; Mammalia; Artiodactyla; Camelidae
Source: RefSeq, a predicted model, not a curated record